Molecule: messenger RNA, 2779 nt
Organism: Annulohypoxylon truncatum
Lineage: Eukaryota; Fungi; Ascomycota; Sordariomycetes; Xylariales; Hypoxylaceae
Product: FAD-binding domain-containing protein
Exons: 1
Coding region: 541-2190 (549 amino acids)
Biological process (GO): steroid metabolic process
Cellular component (GO): cytoplasm; membrane
Molecular function (GO): Delta24(24-1) sterol reductase activity; FAD binding
Source: RefSeq, a predicted model, not a curated record
UCUCGGGAAAGUUUAAUAAGGGAUAAUCUCUACGUAUCUAGGAAGUUAACAUCCGGAGAUGACUAAACUCCCCCAACCCAGCGGACAUUAGCGCCCGGCUCAACUGGAAGUAGCCGACCCCCAGCGAUCCCCUAGCGUCCGAGCAGCUAAAAAUCCAGGGGCUAGAGGGGGUGCCAACCUCCACUCUUUUCAGGCCGUACCUGUCAAAAUUCUCGGUUCAACCUAAUCUUCGCUCCAUUUCAUCAUAAUUAUCACGGUGAAGCUUCUCAUAACCUUGUGCUCGAUCCACGAAGACACCUAACUAAAUCCACAUAAAUCGCGCAUCGGCUUAUACGCCACUCGCCAAUUGGUCGUUAGCUACCUUUGACGGUACUCAAUGGCACGAUUGGGAGCCAGUUGAAGAGAACUGAACACACAACUUACCGUGAGCAAGUGUAUGUGUGGUAGAGGGGUUGGGUUUUAAAGUGAGAGCUUCAAAGCAAGCUAUUAAAAAAGGACAGCCACCUACCUAGACUAGACUACACACUAUAUAAACACACAAUGGAACGCCACCGCCAGGCCGUGCGCCUCGUCUCGGCCGCCGUCCGCGCCUACUUCGAGCGGUCGGAGCCGUACCGCAUCUUCCACGGCAGCACGAACAGCACGCGGCCGGCGCACCAGAAGGCCGGGGCUAGGCUCGUCGACAUCAGCGGGCUGCGGGACGUGCUGUCGGUCGACGCGGCGCGGCGCACCGCGCUCGUCGAGCCCAACGUGCCCAUGGACCGCCUCGUCGAGCGCACGCUGGCCCACGGCCUCGUGCCCCCCGUCGUCAUGGAGUUUCCCGGGAUCACGGCGGGCGGCGGCUUCGCGGGCACCGCCGGCGAGAGCUCGAGUUUUCGCCACGGCUACUUCGACGAGAACGUGCGCGGCGUCGAGAUCGUGCUGCCCGACGGCGAGGUCGUGUUCGCGCGGCCCGGGAAGGAGGACGAGGAUGGGGGCGAGUACGCGGAUUUAUUUAAGGGUGCGGCCGGCGCGCUGGGCACGCUGGGCGUGGCGACGCUGCUGGAGCUGCGGUUGAUCGAGGCGAAGAGGUUCGUGCGCACGACGUACAGGAGGACGAGCAGCGUCGCGGAGGCGGUGAGGGUGGUGAGGGAGGAGUGCGAGCGGGACAGGGGGAAUGACUACGUCGACGGCAUCCUGUUCUCCAAGGACCACGGCGUCGUUGUCAGCGGGAAAUUAACGAACGAGCUUCCCGACGACGAAAAGGUGCAGACAUUCAGCGGCGCCUGGGACCCGUGGUUUUACAUGCACGUGCGCGAGCGCACCGCGGCGCUCCCAUCGUCCGCCUCCGCCACGCCGAAGGAAGGGUCCGUCACCGAGUACAUCCCGCUGGCGGAGUACCUAUUCCGGUACGACCGCGGCGGGUUCUGGGUCGGCCAGGCCGCGUUCGACUACUUCCGUCAAGUACCGUUCAACCGCUUCUUCCGCUGGUUCCUCGACGACUUCCUGCACACGCGGAUGCUGUACCGCGCGCUGCACGGCAGCGGCGAGAGCGGCCGCUUCGUCGUCCAGGACGUCGGCCUGCCGUACGAGGCCGCCGAGCCCUUCGUCGACUACGUCUCCGAGCACCUCGGCAUCUGGCCGCUGUGGCUGUGUCCCUUGAAGACGCCGGCGGGACCAAGCUUCCACCCGCACCUACGAUCCGCGUCCGACCUACCCGACGGCGACGGCAACAGUAACAGCUACAGCAACAGCAACAGCAGAAGCAGCAGCAGCCAAGGGAAGAAGGGCGAGGGCCAGAUGCUGAACAUAGGGGUCUGGGGGUGGGGCCCCAAGGACGGCGACGCGUUCGUGCGGGCGAACCGCGACCUGGAGCGGCGCGUCGACGAGCUCGGCGGCAUGAAGUGGCUGUACGCGCACACGUACUACUCGGAGCCCGAGUUCUGGCGCGCGUACGGCGGGCACCGCGCGCGCUACGAGGCGCUGCGCGAGCGGUACCGCGCCGAGUCGCUGCCCAGCGUCUACGACAAGGUGCGCGUCAAGGUCGACCCCAAGGGCGAGAAGGACUGGAAGUCGCGCGUCAAGGCCACCUGGCCGUUCGGCGGCCUCGUGGGCAUCUGGAAGGGUAUUAAGAGCCGGGAUUACUUGCUCCAUCGUAGGGCGGCGUGGAAAUGGAGUGGCGGGGCGGGGGAAAAGGAGAAGUUGGCUUAGUUUAUGUUGUGUGCGUGUGUGUGUGUGUGUUUGUCAGAGUACGAAGUUAGGGAGAGGGGGUUAAGGCGAAAGCAUGCAAAAGGUGAUGUGAGUGGCUUGUGGCUAAGGGCGGGAGAGCGUGCGCGCUAUUUGUAUUAGUAUUCCUACCGAUACCUAUAUCGGGUAUUUUGAGGUAAGGUAAUCAGCAUCGAAGUGUGGGGUAGAGGGAUAGAUCAUUAUAGACUGCCUAGGGCUAGUAGGCUGGCUAUCUGGGGGGCGGGGGAAAUAAAGGGGGUUCAAUGAGCGCGUAUACAUCGUUAUAUGAUAUGCCUAGGUACUAUUAACUCGAAAUGAAGUGUGUACUUGCUAUUAUUUAGCUUUACCAGGGGCACGUGAAGAAUUCUCUGCGCAAGUUGGCUUUGGUCGGUGGAAUAUAUCGCUCCAUUCUGGGAAAGAGUAGAGAGCAUUACGAGGGAAUACCUAGAUAGUUAACGGGGUUUGUAGAAAGCCUUUGCUUACAAGGGCGGGAUGAAAUCUGGAAGGUGAUUAGGAAAGGGGCCUGAUACUAAUGUACCGACUACUUAAUAAUCGUUAUAGGCAUUAAUUAUAC